AUGGGGGACCUGCCCCAAAGCCAGGCCCAAGACUCGGUGUUCCUCCUGUCGGUCACGGGUCAGAUCGAGAGCGGGGAUUUCCCGGGCAUGGACGAUCUGUACUGCAGGUACCAGUACGUGUACGGGCAGGACUGGGUCGUCACGAACGGGCUGGGAGAGGGGAUCUCCCAGGUGACGAAGCGGGGAUUCGGCGAGGGCGGGUCGCCGCCCUUCACCUGGAAUUUCCCGUUGGAGGUGACGCUGAAGAGCACGAAUCCGUUCGGGUGGCCGCGGCUGGUGGUGAGCGUGUACGGGCUGGACUUCCUCGGGCGGGACGUGGCCCGCGGGUACGGUUCGUGCGUGGUACCGCUGAGUCCGGGCCCGCACAGGAGGCGGGUGGCGAUGUUCGUCCCGACCUCGGCGUCGGUCUUGGACGGGCUGUCGGGGUGGCUCACGGGGAGGAGGCCGGAGUACAUCGACAGUCGGGUUGUGGCGAGUGGAGACGGGAGGGAUGCGACGAGGGUGAGGACGCAGGGGUACGUCGUGGUCGGCUUCAACGUGGUGACGAAGGAUCUGAGGAAGUUGGGGUAUGUGGCGGCGGUGGGGGGAGCCAGGUCGGGUGGGACUGCCAUAUGA
Messenger RNA from Darwinula stevensoni, 615 nucleotides. Lineage: Eukaryota; Metazoa; Arthropoda; Ostracoda; Podocopida; Darwinulidae. The record is from the annotation of a GenBank genome assembly.